CCACCCCCUGCUUCAAGUUAACCGCCGACAUCUUUCCAACUGCUCAACCAAUCACACACCAUGGCAUGGCGCCCGUCCUCCCGGGAGGCCCCGUUGGACUUCCUGCAAGGCUUAAGAGACGGGGCAUGCAACCAACAUUUGGAGCAUAGUUUUGCACACUCGCAUCCCGCGAGCCGUUCUCCUCCGUUCUCCUCUACUCUCCUCUCCAACUUCUCCCAUCACUUUUUGUCGCUUCCGUUCAAUCCGAGCGUCCCCCUCCUGUAAAACAAUUCAAGUUCAAGAUGGCAACCAGUGCACAAUCUGAGCGCCCUUACAUACCAGAGCCACUCAGGGGUUGGUUGCCGGUGGUGGACGACCUGAUACGGGGGGGUCCAGAGGGAGACUUUGAAUCAAUCGUCGCAACCAUUCUCAAGGAGUAUCUGCUUUCUGACGACGACGACGCCCCGGCCACAUUUGCGCGACGUUUCGAUGACCUAUAUAGUGAAGUCUACGAGCCAAGAUUCAAUGGAUUCAACGGCACAAAGAAAGGAUGGACCGGCUACCUCGAGGUAUUUUACGAGACGGUGUUCGCAGUGGCCGUUGGAAUGGAAUACGACGACCCAAAACAGGUCAAGGUUAUCCAAUUGUUCUCAGAGUUGCGGAAACUACCCACACAUGUUGUCAAGAUAUUCGUGCAACCUGAAUUCGAAUGGAUCGACAGUGAGAUUUGGACCCGCGAUCCGCUUGUGUCAUGGAAACUCUUCGAGGCUGACCCUGGAUAUGUCAGGGCCGAGGACGCCGACAACUUGAAGUCCCAAGAGGACAUCGACGACUUCGAGGCCAGCGUUGCCGCCUUUGUCAGCUUUCAUACAUUCUCAGCUCGCUGCACGGCCGCCGGGUUGGACUCAGCAGACAGGGGUCGUUUCCAUUCGCAGGGGUCUUUCAUUUCAUCUACCAUCAUGCAGCCAUUGGGAGAGUUUCUGGACUACCAGAUCAUGGCCGUCGCUCAAUGGAUACUGCUGUCCGGAGACGUCAUCCACGCCGAGUGCGUCAAGAAGCAGCUGCCGCCGGUGAUCCACCGCAAAUACGUUUGGGAGGGCUGGGAGAACGGCAACGGCCCUGUCGUCUGGAAGCAGUGGGCAGACAAACUCGCAGAGAUUGCGGCUGCGCUCGAAGGAGGCGGAGAUCCGGGCUUCAAGCUCUUUGAGAAGAACAGGGAGGUGUUGACAGACAUGGUGGAGAAAGCUAGGGACAAGAUGAUCGCGCUUGAACCGGGUUUAUUCACGGAGCCGAGCCCGGGGCCGGUGACGAAUCCGACGCCAAGCUGAAAACCUGAGUGCGGAAGAGGCAGCACGACCUAGAACAGAGACCCUGCCGUACCUAGGUCAUUAGAAAACGCACGGAAAGGCAACGGGUGCAGGAAUCGGUCUUUUAUUCUUCCUUUGUAUCGUAUCAGUUGUGCCACCAGCCUAUUUAUUGCUUCGUAAGCCUCUCCUUCGAGGUGUAC
Messenger RNA from Chaetomium fimeti, 1486 nucleotides. RefSeq lists its product as uncharacterized. The record is from RefSeq and is a predicted model, not a curated record. Bases 282 to 1307 code for a protein of 341 amino acids. Lineage: Eukaryota; Fungi; Ascomycota; Sordariomycetes; Sordariales; Chaetomiaceae. The transcript is spliced from 3 exons.